This is a messenger RNA of Pneumocystis jirovecii RU7, 225 nucleotides long. RefSeq lists its product as uncharacterized. The record is from RefSeq and is a predicted model, not a curated record. Lineage: Eukaryota; Fungi; Ascomycota; Pneumocystomycetes; Pneumocystales; Pneumocystaceae. The transcript is spliced from 7 exons. The coding region runs from base 1 to 225 and encodes 74 amino acids.
AUGUUUUUGUCUGCAUUAUUUCUUGUUAUGAUUUUAUAUGAUUUAACGGACAUUCAUGUCUUGGCAUGGAGAGUAUUUGGGUGCAUUCCUUUUAUUUAUCUGAUUUUAUAUUUCAAUACAGAUAUGCCUGUUUAUGUAUUAUGGAUGUAUUUACCCACUCUGUCAUACAUUCGUAUAUCUAGUCUUGAAAGAAAUUGUAUAAAGUUGUUUGAAUAUACAACAUGA